AUGUCACUACCACAAGAACAAUUACCUAUUAAUGAUGAUAGCAACCGCAACAACAUGAUACAUACAGAAUACAAAUUACAUCAAAUGAGAGCGAAUGAACAACGUCAUCAACAAUCUCAUCCACAACCUUCCAUGUGGUCCGGCGAAACCGGAGCCACAUUAAGCUCACCUCAUUUACCACAACAACGACAGCAGCAUUUGAUUGACUCAUCGCACAUCUACCACUUUCUGCCAGCGUCAUCGCCGGUACCAAUCAAAUUGGAACCGGUUGUUGACGUAUUCAUAAAACAAGAGGUGCAGGAAAACGAAAAUGAAAUCAAACCGAUCUUAAUCAACCCAAAACAGUUUAAUAGGAUCUUGAAGAGAAGAAUCGCAAGAGAAAAAUUUGAAAAGGCCCACAAUCUUUCGAAACAAAGAAAGCCAUACAUUCAUGAAUCUCGGCAUUUGCACGCCAUGCGUCGGCCCCGUGGGCCUGGUGGACGAUUUUUGACUGCAGAAAAAACUGCAGAAUUGGAAAGACAAGAAAGGAUUCGAAAAGAGUCAUUGGAUUCGGGAAAUAGUAAUGACAUUUCAGUUGCUUCUUCCGCAACAAACUCGCCAAAUUUAAACGAUGACGUUUAUUACACAAGCACUAAUCAUAAUAGUCAUUAUACACCAACAUCCAUGAUAGAAGCCAAUAAUUCAUUAAUCUCGGAAGAAGGAAAUCGAUCAAAUUUCGAAGAAGCAAUAGUGGGUAUAAAUGAAAUGAAUAAUAAUAAUAACACGACGACAUCUCAUUACAAUCCAAAUCGCAUCACGCGCACUGCCAGUUUAUGGUCAUCAUCGGAUAAUCGUCAAUCUCACUAA
This is a messenger RNA of Ambispora leptoticha, 846 nucleotides long. The record is from the annotation of a GenBank genome assembly. NCBI's taxonomy places the organism in Eukaryota, Fungi, Glomeromycota, Glomeromycetes, Archaeosporales, Ambisporaceae.